Molecule: messenger RNA, 3474 nt
Organism: Maudiozyma saulgeensis
Lineage: Eukaryota; Fungi; Ascomycota; Saccharomycetes; Saccharomycetales; Saccharomycetaceae
Source: the annotation of a GenBank genome assembly
AUGCCGCCAAAACAUAGAAGAACUAGAACUAAACCAUCGUACGAAUCUGAUGAAGAAUCAAACAGCGACAGUAACGAAAAUAACAUUCGUUAUAUUCAUGAAGAUGAGGAAACAGGAUUGAAUGACGAGGAAAUGUUCGAUUCUGAAGAGUCUAGUGAAGAUGACAAUGAUAAUACCAAAGACGAUGACUACUUCCCAACUAAAGAAGGUAAAAGAAAGGCAGUAUCUAAAAAAAGACAACAAGAAAGAGUUAACAAGAAACGUAAAACUCUAUCGUAUUCUUCUAGGACGGCUACUAGUGCAGCUUCCGACGAAACUAGGGAAGAACAAGAACAAUAUUUGGAGAUUGUCAAGGAGUUUGAACAUUCCGAAUUAUUCUCUAUUUUGGCAUCAUCUGAUGAAAUUUCAAUUUCUGAAAUAGUUCGAGAAUUAUUGGAACAAUACUCAGAAAAUAGAGAUGAAGUUAUUCAAAAGUUUAUUAAUCUCUUACUAGACUGUUGUGGAGCGAUGAUUCACGUACAAAAUCAUGAUAUCCAUAGUAAUGAAUCUGCAAGUGAUACCCUUUCUGAAUUGCAAUUAUCGUUUCAAAAUCAAAAAAUUCACGAAUUCAACUUAUUAAUAAGUAAAACUAAAAGAAGGAAUACCCAAAUUAAGCCUUUAUAUCAAAAUUUUGAAGAGUUCAUGUUCCAAUUUUUGGAAAUCGCUGAUGAUCUGCAACUACUAUACAACGAAGACGGCGACCAAGAUAAUACGGAUGAUGAAGCAAAUUUUAGAGGAAUGAAAAUGGGACCUCUAAUAUUGGAUUUGUUGACAUGGCUAUCUGCUUUUUCUGUUUCAAAAAUAAGGUGUUUCAGAUAUGUUUCCACUUUGACGCUAUAUACAUUUCAAGAUUAUUUAUCAGCACAUGCUGUUAGCCUGGAGAAGGAUUAUUUGGCAAAGUUAACAAAACAACUAAAGAUGGAAAAUAAGAAAAAGAGACCCAACAAAAAAACGAUAGAAAAAUUAGAGGAAAACGUGGAAGAAAUCCAAAGCAAUAAAGCUAUAAUCGACAAUAUUAUUGACAAUAUUGUAAAGCUGUGCUUUGUCCAUAGAUUCAAAGAUGUAGAUGAAGCUAUUCGCUCUGAAUCAAUGUCGCACUUGGCCAUUUGGAUUGAAAAUAACCCAGAGUACUUUAUGAAAGUUACAUUUUUGAAAUACUUCGGCUGGCUCUUGAGUGAUUCAUCCGUAAAUGUCAGAUUACAAAUCCUAAAGUCGUUACCAGAUAUCAUUAAGUCAAGUCAUCAUUCUGCAAUGGUAGACAAUGCCGCAAUAAGACAGUUUUUUGAAAGAUUUAAGAGCAGAAUAUUAGAAAUUGCUACAAUGGAUAUUGACAUGGAGGUGUCGAUUAAUGCAAUUAAUGUAUUGAUCGAGGCCUCAUCCCUGGAUUACUUGGAAGAUUCUGAAAUCCUAAUGAUAUCUAGUUUAAUAUUUAACAACGAGGAUACAAAGGUUUCUUCCACAAGUAAGAAUUCUAGAUUAAUGGCAACCGUUGCAAAAUUCCUGGCACGUGUAAGCAACCAGAAAUAUGAAGCAUUUAUAAAUAGCAUCAAAUUGAAUGAAAAUAGCUCUACCAUAAAGACGUCUGUCAUAAUUAAAAUUGGAACCAUUAUGAGAAUUCUAAAUUGUUCCCUUUUGUAUUUCAUAGACAAUAAUAAAAACUAUGAUCCUUCUUUGGUUUCUCGUUCUCAGAUAUUGUUUCAAGCAGCUGAGUUCUUAUAUCCAUUUUUUGGUUCCCAGGUUGACAGUAUUUGUCGACUGUUAGCAGAUGACGAUCAGUUUUCACAAGUUUAUCAAGAAAUUACCAAGGUGUCCGAUGAUGACGAUGAUAAUGAUGAGAUGAACAUUGAUAACAAUGAACCAUUGUCCCAAACAAGAAUUGAUAGGGCACCUUUAUUCCCUACUGAGAAUGAAAACGUUACAUUUUAUAUUAUAGUUUUAAGUGGUCUCUGCGACGGUGGUAUGAAUGGAAGAAACCAAAACAAAUAUUCAAUUGCGACUUCGGUACUACCCCAUUUAGAAAAUUUAUUAAAAAAUCUAUCUAUUAAUUCUACUAGCAUCUUUUUGCAGAUACUAAGCAUUUUUAAUUUGUUUAAUUUUGAUGAAUGGGUUCAUUCAGGAUGUGAAAAGGAUAUAAAGGGCAUUAACUCAAUGAUCUUAAAGGGGUUCAGUGGUGUAGUUCUAAUGCAUACCGACUCAAACGAUAUUACGUAUGAAACUUUCUCAAAGACAGUUCAUCACAUUAAAGAAUUUCAUUUAAAGGAUAUAGAUGAAGUAUGGUUAAACGAAAUUUCUAUGAUCAAAUUGCAGUUUGAAAAAUAUAUAACUGAAAAGAAUAAUUAUCAGGCUGAUCUUGAUUUUGGAGAAUAUACAAACUCUAUUUAUUCACAGUAUGUUAACAGAUUGGUACUAUUAGGAAAAGAGUAUCCCAUUGAAUUCUCUUCGGACUUAUUGAAACUCUUUAUUGACAAAUUUAUGUCAAAACUAAUAUAUGAAGUUGGAUUGGGUAGUAUUGAGAAUAUUGAAGUUAUUAAUUUUAAAUUACCAGUUAUUCUCGUUACAUGGGAAUUACAAAAAUGGAUAGAUAUUUUGGAAAAAUCGAAUUCCGUACCUGGAUUGCCAUCGGAUGACCCUGAAAGAAGUUCAAAUAUGACAAAUGUCAGUUCCGUUAGAAAUGCUUUGUCAUACAUGUCAAGUAUAAUUGUAAACAUGGAAUCUGUAUUAAUCCAAAUCAAUAAUCUAACUGGGGUUGAUGAAGUAGUUGUUCAUAAGUUGAGAUCAUCACUAGCGUCUUCUCUGAUCGACGUAUUGGUAGCUACUAAAUGCUUUGAACUUCAACUACCAGAGGAUGAAAUAAACUGGAAAGAAAUGUUACACGAUGUUAUACACGAUUCUUAUCUGAAUGAAGAAGUUUACAAUGCUUUGUUAGAUACCUUCUUAUAUUUUGAAAGUAUAUAUGCAAGAGAUCAAGGUAUUCAACUUGACAGGAGUCAUGAUGAAGAUGUUACGCUAAAUGAAGUUGCUUUAGACAGUGAAAACAUGACUUCGGAAAGAGAUUUACUUGUAUUUACAAUCAAACUAAUAGGAUUAAAGAAGCUAGAACUUUUAGAUGACAAAACAAGUACUAGAGUGUCAUUAAACAAAGAGAUCCUUGGUCCUCUUUUUAAAAGUGUUAUUGACGAUUCAAUCUUUGAUGAUGCUAAUAAUGGUACCACUAGAAGUCUCAAGAAUAAUGCUGCACAGUUGAUAACUUCACCUGAACCGCUUCUAAGUCGUGAAACCUCAAAUAUUGCUCAGACUUCAGAUAGAUUAUCUGAUCAAAAUGAAUCCGAUUCGUCUAUUUCAUCAAAUUCCAAUACUAAUUCUAAUAGAAGGAGCAAGCAAUUGAUGGAUUUAAAUAUAAUUGAAGAAAAUUCGGAAGAAUUAGAUGUUGACUAA